AUGAUCAAGUUCAUCCUCGUCCAGAACCGCCAAGGCAAGACGCGGUUGUCCAAGUGGUAUGCGCCGUACGAUGACGACGAGAAGGUCCGACUACGCGGCGAGGUGCAUCGCCUGAUCGCGCCGCGUGACCAGAAAUACCAGUCCAACUUUGUCGAGUUCCGCAACGACAAGAUCGUAUACCGCCGCUACGCCGGCCUGUUCUUCUGCGUUUGCGUCGACUCGAACGACAACGAGCUCGCGUACCUCGAGGCGAUUCACCUGUUCGUCGAGGUACUUGACGCAUUCUUCCAGAAUGUGUGUGAGCUCGACCUCGUCUUCUCGUUCUACAAGGUAUACGCGAUCCUGGACGAGGUGUUCCUCGCGGGCGAGAUCGAGGAGACUAGCAAGCAGGUCGUGCUCGACCGCCUCGACUACCUCGAAAAGCUCGAGUAG
Messenger RNA from Cutaneotrichosporon cavernicola, 432 nucleotides. RefSeq lists its product as uncharacterized. Gene Ontology annotation, molecular function: clathrin-cargo adaptor activity. Gene Ontology annotation, biological process: clathrin-dependent endocytosis; protein transport. Gene Ontology annotation, cellular component: AP-2 adaptor complex; intracellular membrane-bounded organelle. Lineage: Eukaryota; Fungi; Basidiomycota; Tremellomycetes; Trichosporonales; Trichosporonaceae. The transcript is spliced from 6 exons. Bases 1 to 432 code for a protein of 143 amino acids. The record is from RefSeq and is a predicted model, not a curated record.